Messenger RNA from Cylicostephanus goldi, 270 nucleotides. The record is from the annotation of a GenBank genome assembly. Lineage: Eukaryota; Metazoa; Nematoda; Chromadorea; Rhabditida; Strongylidae.
AUGACCUUAGCGGAGCUGAAACAAAAGCUGUUAGAUUGGGAAGCGAAAAAAACGGAAGAAUUGAAGAAGUCCAUCGAAGCGAGAGAGCAAUUGAAAAAGAAAGUUGAUGAUAUGGCACUGGAGACUUUGCGAGGACUCGUAGAUGACUACAAAGAGUACAGUGCUAUAGGAAGCAACAAAAACAUGACCUUGAAAGAAUACUUUAAAGCACUGAAAAGUUUUGACAAAAAACAUCCAGGAGUUAGUCAGCUUUUGGCUAUCUUCAGAUGA